Molecule: messenger RNA, 5167 nt
Organism: Epinephelus fuscoguttatus (brown-marbled grouper)
Lineage: Eukaryota; Metazoa; Chordata; Actinopteri; Perciformes; Serranidae
Product: von Willebrand factor A domain-containing protein 5A-like
Exons: 20
Coding region: 180-2612 (810 amino acids)
Source: RefSeq, a predicted model, not a curated record
UCUCACCAAUAGCUGUCAGAAACGUGGUUAGAAAAGUCUGGUCUGUGUUGGCACUAUACAGGAAGUUAAGAGUGUGUUGUUCUAUAGCAGUUCUUACAAGCCAAUAAUGGGAUACUAAUGUUUUCGGAUAUCUGGGGUGAGUCAGGUGUGCCAGGCUGCUUGGAGGAUCUGACUCGAAGAUGAUUUUCAGGAGUAAACUAAUGUGGUGGUGUGUGUUGUUGACAUACUGUACGAUGGUGAAUUGCCGUGGUCUGAUAACACUCCAGAAGGAACCAGUUCCUCUGAAAAGCAUCGAGGUGGAGGUGGAGGUGAGGGACCAUGUGGCUACAGUGGUCUCCACUCUGAACUAUGAGAACAAGGAGGACAAACCAAUAGAGGCAGUUUUUGUCUUCCCUCUGCCUGGAGAUGCUGCUGUCUGUCAUUUCAGUGCUAAGAUUGGACAAAAAGAGAUUGUAGCUGAGGUGAAGGAGAAACAGAAGGCUCGUGAGGAGUAUGAUGAUGCACUGAGCUCCGGUCAGCAGGCCUUCCUGUUGGAGGAGAGUGAGCAGAGUCCAGAUAUAUUCUCUCUGAGUGUGGGCAGCCUGCCUCCAGGAGAGAGCGCCUCCAUCAGGCUGGAGUACGUCACUGAGCUGGCUGUGCAGGCUGAUGAUGGGCUGAGGUUUUGUCUGCCUGCUGUGCUCAACCCUCGCUACCAACCUCAGGGUAGUGAAGGUGCCAGUGUCCAGGUGACCUCUGUUCCAGCCUCUCUGGUGCCCUACAAUCUGUCUUUCUCUGCCCGACUGUCCUCUCCUCGUCCAGUCUCUAAAGUAGAGUCCAGCUGUUCCCUGGAUCCUCUCCAGUACCUCAACACAGAGCAAACCCAGGCCACGGUCAAGUUGGCUGCAGGACACAAGUUUGACAGAGAUGUUGAACUGCUGAUUUAUUACAAAGAUGCCCACCAGCCCACUGCUGUGGUGGAGGCAGGACAGGCGUCUGCCAAGCCUGGCACUCUGAUGGGUGAUCCAGUAGUGAUGCUGAGCCUGUACCCUGAGUUCCCCCAGGCUGUGAUGUCUUCAGUUGCCUCACAUGGAGAGUUUGUGCUCUUAUUGGAUCGAUCUGGCAGUAUGGAAUCGCCUAUGGACAACACUGAGAGUCAGGAUCGCAUUGGCAGUGCCAGGGAUACUCUGCUGCUCUUGUUGAAGAGCUUACCAAUGGGCUGCUAUUUCAACAUCUAUAGUUUCGGGUCCAUCUACGAACGCAUCUUCCCCAAAAGUGUGGAGUACAAUGAGGAGACCAUGGAAGAGGCUCUGAAGAAAGUUGAAGCCAUGAACGCUGACCUGGGAGGAACAGAGAUCCUCGAGCCCCUCAAAGAAAUUUACAGUCAGCCAACCAUUCCCAAUCAACCCAGACAACUAUUUGUCUUUACUGAUGGAGAGGUGGGGAACACCAAACAAGUCAUCAAUCUGGUGAAGAAGAAUUCAGGUUCCCACAGGUGUUUCUCUUUUGGGAUUGGGGAAGGGGCCAGCUCUGCUCUUAUCAACGGGUUGGCCAAGGAAGGAGGAGGUCACGCUCAGUUCAUCACAGGGAAAGAGAGGAUGCAGCCUAAAGUGAUGCAGUCGCUGCGAUUUGCUCUGCAACCAGCUGUGGUGGACGUCUCAGUCAAGUGGGAUGUGCCAAAGGGAGUCUCUGUCACUGUUCUCUCUCCACCAAUCACAGCACUUUUCCAGGGUCAGAGGUCACUGAUUUAUGCCCAGCUGACUGGACAGAGUUCAGAGGCAGCAGAGGGCUGUGUGACGGUGAAGUACAGCCUGGCAGGUCAUCCCUCUCAGAACCAGCUCCACUUCAAUCUCACGCCUGCAGAGGACACUGGAUUAACAGUCCACAGGUUGGCUGCUCGGACUCUGAUUCGCUCCCUGGAGAUGGAGGAGAAAGAGUGCACAGGAGAGCAAGGUGAAGGAGUGAAGAAGAAAGUGGUGGAGGUCAGUGUCCAAUCAGGAGUGAGCAGCGUCUUCACUGCCUUCAUUGCUGUCAACAAAGGCGAUGGCGAGGCGAUUCAGGGACCUCUGGUGCGCAGAAAUGUUCCAACACCAAUGAUGAUGACCCAUGUGCUGAAGAGCUCUAUGAUUCAGUUUGCUCAUUCUCCUGUCAAGAAGAUGAGGGCCCAGAGUAUGGCACAGCAGCUGAGCAAUGAUAUGGAAAAGGAAGAGAUGGGGGCCUGGAGUAUGCCACAGUGGCUAAGUAAGUGGUUUCACGAAGAGUGCUCUGAAAAAGAAGAAAAAGAAGAAUUUUCACUGAAGCAGCCACCCAGAGACCCUUUGCUGCAGUUGAUCUCCCUCCAGAAGGCGUCAGGCAGCUGGGAGCUGGAUUCAGCUCUGGCUGCUGCACUGGGAAAAACCAGCAAGGAGGUGGAAAAGCCAAAGCCUGCAUCGGUGAACCAGGAAGUGUGGGCCACCAUUCUGGCUCUGAUCUGGCUUCAUGGCUCCAAGAUGGAUGCUCAGGAUGAGUGGGAGCUUCUGGCCAUGAAGGCUGUGUCAUGGCUCCGUGCUCAGAAUGCACCAUGUGUGACAGAGUGUGUGGAAGCUGGAAAUACUCUGUUGGGUUUCAACGUGAAGAAAGACGCCCUGGGACUCUGAAGUUUACAUGUGCUUUAGAAACACUAAAUUACAGAUUAAUCCUCAAGCUGUCAGCAUACAUUUCAGGCCAUAUUGUACCAAGAUUAAGAACUGCCUGCUUUAACCAUGAUGUUUUUUGUGUUUUCCUUUUUAAACAUUGUACAUUUUGUAAUGUUAACGGAAGGUUAGUAACAGCUGAGUCCGAGGGUUGUUUGUGCCUUAAAAUGAAUAUUACAUUUCAGUUGACAUCUUGCACUCAGGCUGCACACAGUUUUCUAUGGGGUGCCAUUUGUAAAGUGUCUCACGCUGAAAAUAACAUCAACAUUUUGCCACAUUUAGCUUCAAACAAUGUUUAAAAAAGUGUUGUGAAUUUUUUUAACGUCACCUUUUACCACAUUUACAGCAAUAUUUGUUAACUUAAAAAUAUAUGAAAUAGUUAAAUCUAAAUAUUAAAUGUGGCACCUAAAUGUUAAAUGUUAAAUCUAAAUAUAAAUCUAAAUCUAAAUGUGAAAUCUAAAUGCUAAUUUUAAAUAUUAAAUCUAAAUCUAAAUUCAUUCAUUCAUCUUCUAACCGCUUCAUCCUCUUGAGGGUCGCGGGGGGGCUGGAGCCUAUCCCAGCUGACAUCGGGCGAGAGGCAGGGUACACCCUGGACAGGUCGCCAGACUAUCGCAGGGCUGACACAUAGAGACAAACAACCAUUCACACUCACAUUCACACCUACGGACAAUUUAGAGUUAUCAAUUAACCUAGUCCCCAAUCUGCAUGUCUUUGGACUGUGGGAGGAAGCCGGAGUACCCGGAGAGAACCCACGCUGACAUGGGGAGAACAUGCAAACUCCGCACAGAAGGGCUCCCAUACCUGGGAUCGAACCGGCAACCCUCUUGCUGUGAGGCGAGAGUGCUAACCACCACACCACCGUGCCGCCCUUAAAUCUAAAUAUUAAAUCUAAAUCUAAAUCUAAAUGUUAAAUCUAAAUGCUGAAUCUAAAUCUAAAUGUUAAAUCUCAGUGCUAAAUCUAAAUCUAAAUGUUAAAUGUUAAAUCUAAAUGUUCUGGGUGAAACUAAAUAUCUAGCUGAUAUGCAAAUUCACACCGCCGGUCACCGGAAGUACCAAAAUAAAAGCUUGAGAUGGUCAGACUGUGUUUAUAGAAUCAAAUAAUGAAUUAAAACCAAUUUAUCGGGGGAAAUGAACACUUGAACAUACAUUAGCGUGAUAACUGAAUAACUAAAUAACUCUGAAUAACUACCUAAAAUAACAAAAAACAUGUUUGGAGAAAGUUUAUUAGACGUGUACUUUGAGUUGUUAGUGUCCCUUCGGAGGGAUUGGGAAUCGCCUGGUUGUUUACAAAUACCUCCGAGUUAUCGUAGAUUAGCUGGGCUAACCAGUAGCCCCGUUAGUGGUGUCUGUAAUAACUCAAUAAACGAUCCGUGAAAAAUUUUUUUUUCCAGCGGUUGUCUUAGUUACAACAUGAUUGAGCUAGCAAAGCAGUUUUGUGUUGCUACGUGUGGUAUUUAUUCAGUUUAGAAAGUAUUAGAAAGUAUUUAGAAAGCAUCAGUGGCAGCAGCUGACAGGGACAGCUAACAGCAGCAGCAAAGCUAACAUCAGGACGUGAUCUGUUAAAAGCCUCCUGUUGUUGGAUACGACAUGAAACUACUCCAGUUAGCUCAGUAAUGUUGUAACUAAGACAUCUGCUGGAAAUUUUUUUUUUUUUUCAGCGCAUUGAGUUAAUGAGUCAUUACAGACACCGCUAACGGGGCUAACAGCUAAUGGUUUUCUAAUGGUUUUCUACCCGGACGUAUUUAUAAACAACACGGCAAUUCCCGAAGGGACACUAACAACUGAAAGUACACGUCAAAUAAACUUUCUCCAAACAUGUUUUUUUGUUAUUUUAUGUAGUUAUUGUCACGCUAAUGUAUGUUCAAGUGUUCAUUUCCCCCGAUAAGUUGGUUUUAAUUAGUGAGCCGAGUCUUUGAACCGGCUCUUUGAAGUGAAUGAGUGAACCGGUUCUUUAGAGUGUACGAGCCAGUUCCUAAUUUCUUUGUUUGUUGCUUUAAUUUACUCUGUAUCCAUUAAUCUCAGAUUAUUUGAUCUGGAACAAGUUGAGAAAGACUAGUUUGUGAGGGAGAAAGACAGUGCAGCCGCUCACUUCAAAGAGCUGGUUCAAUGACAGUCUGUGGAGUCUAUUCUGGGCCCACGUUACAAUAUCCAGAUCACGUGAUGCGAUAAAUCAACAAUGCGAUUCGUCGCUGAACCCACUAAACUACUAAAGUUUAGAUUUAAUAUUUAGAUUUAACAUUUAACAUUUAGGUGCCACAUUUAAUAUAUAGAUUUAACUAUUUAAUAUAUUUCUAAGUUAACAAAUAUUGCUGUAAAUGUGGUAAAAGGUGAUGUUAAAGAAUUCACAACACUUUUUUAAACAUUGUUUGAAGCUAAAUGUGGCAAAAUGUUGAUGUUAUUUUCAGCGUGAGACACUUUACAAAUGGCACCCCAUAGUUUUCAUCCUUCCUGCAACAAAGUCCCACGUAUAUGGGGUUAUAUUAUACUAACACUCUGUGAUUAAAGUGCAUGUACAUGUC